Plectropomus leopardus (leopard coralgrouper) is the source of this 669-nucleotide messenger RNA. The record is from RefSeq and is a predicted model, not a curated record. NCBI's taxonomy places the organism in Eukaryota, Metazoa, Chordata, Actinopteri, Perciformes, Serranidae.
GAGAGCACUCUGCAGACGGAGGAGCAGCGUCAGCUCAAUAAAAUCUUCCUGCAGGAUUUCUGUAACUCUGAUUACAUCAUCAGCCCCAUCGACAAGCAUGAGACGCAACGCAGCUCCGUCCUGAAGCUGCUGUCUGUCUCGUACCGGCUGGUGGAGUCCUGGGAGUUCCCGAGUCGUUCUCUGUCCGCAGGCGCGAGGAACCAGAUCUCCCUGAAACUGUCGGAGCUGAAGGAGGGAAUCCUGCUCCUCAUCAGGGCCAAUCAGGAGGGAGCUGAGCUGUUCUCCGACAGCUCCGCCCUCCAGCUCGCUCCCUUUGGAAACUACUAUCAAAGUCUCGGAGGAGAGGAGACGCUGAGGAGGAGCUACGAACUCCUCGCCUGCUUCAAGAAGGACAUGCACAAGGUGGAGACCUACCUGACGGUGGCUAAAUGUCGACUCUCUCCAGAGGCCAACUGCACGCUGUAGCCCCGCCCCUGCCCGUAGCCCCGCCCCCACGUUGAUGAUGUAACGCAGAGUGUUCUGUAGCCCCGCCUCCAUGAUUCUGAAUCUGCCAACUAGCAUUAGCAUUAGCAUUAGCAUCAGUGUUAGCCUCAGUGUUGUCAUGAUGACAGGUGUCAACAGGAAGUGAUGUCACACUGUUUUGAUGUUAAAUAAACUGUGUUGCAUUUA